This is a messenger RNA of Haliaeetus leucocephalus (bald eagle), 4175 nucleotides long. RefSeq names its product phosphatase, orphan 1 (gene PHOSPHO1). Lineage: Eukaryota; Metazoa; Chordata; Aves; Accipitriformes; Accipitridae. The coding region runs from base 1484 to 2800 and encodes 438 amino acids. The transcript is spliced from 3 exons. Gene Ontology annotation, molecular function: phosphatase activity. Gene Ontology annotation, biological process: bone mineralization involved in bone maturation. The record is from RefSeq and is a predicted model, not a curated record.
CCGCCGCACCGAACCGGGCCGGACCGCGCUCCCCAGCCACCGGUUCCCGGCCCCGUUUACGGCCCAAGACGCCGGGCUACCUGCACACCCACCGGCACCGGGACGAACCGGGUGUUCCCGACCCGGUAAGGAGGCUCCGGGGGCUGAUCAGGCGUGAGUCUGCACCGGGGCGGCCGGUACCGGGAGGUGCCGACCUGGUUAGGAGGCUCCGAGGAUCGGUGUACCGGCUCUCGGCACCGGGAGAUGCCGAUCCGCUACGGCUUGCUGCCGGUACCGGGAGGUGCCCAGUCGGUGGGGGUCUCCGCUGACUGGGGGUGGCUGGUGCCGGUACCGGGAGGUGCCGAUCCGGUAGGACCCUGCGGUGACCGGGGCGGCUGAUGCCGGUACCGGAGAGUCCCCACCCGGUUGGACUCUCGGAGGACCGGUAUGUGACUGGUGCCGGUACCGGGAGGUGCUGACGGGGCAGGAGCCUCCCAGUACCGACCGUGCGUGAGUCAGCCCCGUUACCGUCACCGGGACCGGGAGGACCGGAGGAGCGGCCGUGCGUGAGUCGGCACUGCUCCCGCUUCCCGGGCAGCAGGCUGGGGGAUGCCGGUACCGGAGCCGGAGCAGCAGCCGCUGUCCGUUCCGGUACCACCGACCGCAGGGAGCUGACGCCGGGCCGGUACUGGCACCGGUGACCGGGAGGGCGAAAAGCCGCACGAUGCAUCUGCCCGGGUACGGCUGCGGCACCGUAGCUGGGAAUCCGGACUCCAGUUUUGGGACUCCCACAAAACCAGCCGUCGAUCCGGCACCCGCCACCUGCUAACGGCAGCGUUUUGGGGCCAAAACCACCUGUUUCAGGUUUUUUGUUGUUGUUGCAGAGCGGAGAGCUCUGGUCCCGACGGCCGCAGCGGGAGCCUUUGGCUGCGGUAACGCCACGGCUUCCUGGCAGGUGGCAGGAAAAAUAAACACCAUUAAAAAAAAAAAAGGACCAUCCCCAUAACCCGACGUGACCGGCCGCGGCGUCGCAGCCGUGCGGGCGAGCAGGGUGAGCCCUGGCCCCGGGGAAGGUGUUCCCCUUCCCGUUCCUCUUCCCCUUCGCCCCUGCCAGGGGGAUUUGGGAUGAAGCAGGAGCCACGGAGCACGAGAAGGGGCGAGGUGGCACCUGGGCACAUGGAGGGGGUCGGGGCUGGCUGAGAAACCCCUCCGAGCUCCGCUGUCCGGUGAUUUGUUAUUUAUUUGCUCAUUUGCUUCUGUUUCGGGAGCCGUGUAGACGGCCAGGGAUGGGAACGGGUCGGGUUUUAUUCCAGGAGCGGUGAAAUUGCCUCAUGAUCCUGAUGACAUGCCUGGUGGUGCCCGGGAGGGAGGUUUUCCUCUCCUUUGCUUUUUGGGCAGCAGGACUCUGUCCUCUUGUUUUGCCAUUAAUACUGUCCUAGGGAGUGGACAAAUGAGUUUGCUAAAGGUCAGUGCUUGGGUUUUGAGUUAAAACUAAAAAAACCCCAUGUUUUACACACCAAAAACAUCAAGUGGUUUUAUAAGGUUAAAAACAGGCAAGAGCAGAGUACGCCAGGUGAUUAAAACCAGCCCGGGGACUGUGCCCACCAUUGGGAAAUGCCCCCGUGGCCCUUCGCUUUUGAGGCUCAGCAGUUCCCGGCUCCAAAAUCAGGUGCUGAUCCCCGUCCGCGCUCGUUUGGGUGCGAUGGGGGCUCACGUAGGGCCUGAUCCUGCAGCAAAGGGCGGGCACGUAGCGCAGUGCUGCUCCUCUCCAUGCAGCUCAUCCUGCGCUGAACCCAUUACGGGAUUAAGCCCGAAGUCGCCCGGCGGUGCAGAGAUCUGCCGGGACGCGCAGCAAGAGCUGAUCUGCAGAGAUGAGGAGGGCAGUGAAUAUUGCUGGGCUUCAACCUUUCCUCCCUGGGCCUCUUCGGGGCACAAAGAUCCCGGGGAUGGCUGGAGGCUUUGCAUAAUGUUAGGAAGCGCGGCCGCUUUUCUUUUAUUUUGGAGGGAGUCCCUUUUUUGCAGAAGGUGGACGGACGCGCUCCCGGGAGGCAGCCGCCGGGGUGUUGGUAUGGCCAGCUCCCGGCCUCCCAAAUACCUCCUCGUCUUCGAUUUCGACGAGACCAUCAUCAAUGAGAACAGCGAUGACUCCAUCAUCCGGGCGGCACCGGGGCAGGCGCUGCCGGAGCACAUCCGACAGACCUUCCGCGAGGGCUUCUACAACGAGUACAUGCAGCGCGUCCUGGCGUACAUGGGGGACCAGGGGGUCAAGAUGGGGGACUUCAAGACUGUCUACGAGAACAUCCCCCUGUCCCCUGGCAUGCCAGAGCUCUUCCAGUUCCUCUCCAAGAACCACGAGCUCUUCGAGAUCAUCCUCAUCUCUGAUGCCAACAUGUUCGGCAUCGAAUGCAGUCUGAGGGCAGCCGGUUUCUACUCCCUUUUCCGCAAGAUCUUCAGCAACCCGUCUGGUUUUGACAAGAGGGGGUACUUCACCUUGGGGCCCUACCACAGCCAUAAGUGCCUUGACUGCCCGGCCAACAUGUGCAAACGCAAAAUCCUAACAGAGUACCUGGCGGAGAGAGCCCAGGAGGAGGUGGAGUUCGAGAGGGUCUUCUACGUGGGAGACGGUGCCAAUGACUUCUGCCCUUCCGCGACUUUGACUUCAGCUGAUGUGGCUUUCCCGCGGAAGGGCUACCCCAUGCACCGAAUGACCCAAGAGAUGGAGAAGCAGCAGCCUGGAGCCUUCCAGGCCACUGUUGUCCCCUGGGAGUCAGCCACAGAGGUCGCCCGCUAUCUCCAGGAGGUCCUCAAGAAGAAGUAUUGAGGCUGGCUCAGAAGAGACUUGCAUACUAUAAGCAGCUGGGAAAGGAGAAGACUGGCGGGGGGGGGUCGCACCGUGUACCCCACGCUCAUCGGCGCUGCUCGCUCAGCCCCCGCUCCCGGGUUACUUUCCUGCCUUUCCUCCCCAAGCUCCUUUCUCUCUGGCGAUUAAAGCACUUUCUCUAGGUCCUCCCUUCUCCUUCCCCUGCCAUGUUGAGAUGACGCCUUCUCUAUGCAGCUCGGACAUCUACUCCACCGUGGGUGUUUGCCAACACUAGUGGUGAUUUUCUUAUUGUUGGUUGUGGGUUUUCUUUUUUUCCUUUCUUUCCCUUUUGACUUUACAAGAGCAAUUCCUAAAAGACCAGAAGCCAGCUCCCCACGGGCUGGGCCCUGCACAUGCUUCCUCUUACCUUCAUCCCCCUCGCCUGCCUGACCUGCACCGGCCACGCCAGAAGCUGCGUGCUGUUGCCUUGAACCUGAUGCUUGAGGUCUCCUUGCCAUUUCGUGAGGCCACUGGAAAUUUAAUCUGGGAAAUUCGUGCUGCCUGAGCUCCCCAGUUUGCCCUUCACACCCUGCCUGAGCAGGGCAGCUCCUGGCUCAGCCGCUGAGCCUUGCGAUGGAGUAAAUUGUCCCUUGAGACUUUAUGCUCUGAAAAAAAACCAUGACGUGAGGGACAGGAAACCUUUUGGAAAGGUGGUACCUUGGAAAAAACCUUUAGUGCCCAUCCCCACCCACUUGCCCAGAGCAUGGGCACAGCGACCGCAUCCCGCUGCGGGGAGGAGGACCUGCCCUUGCCUUCCACUUCCAUCCUCUGCUUCUGCUUGCAGGGUAAAACGUCCCCCGUGUCCCCAGGGUGGACAGGUUCCUCCUCUCUCUAAGCCAUUACCAGUCACGUCCUUGUGUUUGCUGGAUCGUAUCGAAUUCCUUUUAACCCAGGGGUUGAUUUCCCUCCUGACCUCGUCGAGAGGUGCCAAACCUCCCCGCGGGAGGUGCGGUGCUGUGAGCACUUCUCCUGCCAUCGGGUCCCUGGAGGCCAAACCCCUGUUCCCCCGCCCCGCUGCAGUAUUAAUUGCCCCUUCUAAUUGCACUCUGCAGGGGGGGACCCACAGUAUUUGCUGCUCUCUGGUGUUGGCUUCUCCUGGAUUUAUCCACAGCCUUACCGGCCCCUGAGGGUGGCUCGUAAUUCCUCCAAAGCGUAGAAACCCUGACAGCAAAUCUGAGCAGUAAGGAAAUAACCAAAGCAGCCCUGAGUUGUUCCUCUGUUUCAUUUCCCCCGUCUUUGUUCUUCCUCCUCUGGACCCUCUUCAACUGUGUGGAACUUAAAGCCAUGGAAUUAAAAAAAUACAUAUAUAUGUAUAUAGAUAUAUAUCUAUAUAUUA